Molecule: messenger RNA, 1050 nt
Organism: Didymosphaeria variabile
Lineage: Eukaryota; Fungi; Ascomycota; Dothideomycetes; Pleosporales; Didymosphaeriaceae
Gene: RRI1
Product: COP9 signalosome catalytic subunit rri1
Exons: 2
Coding region: 1-1050 (349 amino acids)
Biological process (GO): protein deneddylation
Cellular component (GO): cytoplasm; COP9 signalosome
Molecular function (GO): deNEDDylase activity; protein binding; metallopeptidase activity
Source: RefSeq, a predicted model, not a curated record
AUGGGUACCGCUCUCAAGACAUGGGAGCUCGAGAACUCCAUCAAACUCGUCGACCCCACCAAAGACGCCCUCUACAGCUACUCCUCCUCUGAACAAAAAGCAGUGAACAACGCUAAGCCAUGGCGCACCGACCCACACCACUUCACCUCCGUCCGCAUCUCCGCCGUCGCGCUUCUCAAAAUGGUCAUGCACGCCCGCAGCGGCGGAUCCCUCGAAGUGAUGGGGCUCAUGCUCGGCAAAAUAGAAGCGCACACCUUCGUCGUCACAGACGCGUUCCGGCUCCCUGUAGAAGGCACGGAAACACGCGUCAACGCCCAGGACGAGGCGAAUGAGUACAUGGUUGAGUUCCUCACACGAAGCCGAGAAGGUGGAGGACAGCCUGAGAACGCAGUUGGGUGGUAUCAUAGUCACCCGGGGUACGGAUGCUGGUUGAGCGGUAUUGAUGUCAACACACAGAAGACGCAGCAGAGCUUUCAGGAUCCGUUCGUUGCGGUGGUUAUUGAUCCUGAUCGCACUGUCUCGGCGGGCAAGGUCGAGAUUGGCGCGUUCAGAACCUUUCCAGAUAAUUACAUACAAGAGAAGGAGAAGUCUGCAGGAAAGAAUGGAGGAGGCGGUACCGAUGCGGAUGGGUUUCAGACGAUUCCGCUGGGAAAGAUUGAAGACUUCGGCGCGCAUGCGAAUCACUACUACCCGCUCAAUGUGAGCCACUAUAAGUCGUCGCUCGAUGCGAAGCUGUUGGAUAGUCUGUGGAACAAGUACUGGGUCGGCACACUAUCCUCGAGCCCGCUCAUCUCGAACCGUGAGUAUGGCACCAAGCAGAUCUUGGACCUCGCACGCAAAGUCCAACAAGAGACAGCCAGUAUAAAGCGGAAAGGCACGUUUGGUGGUCCCGAUGCUAAGGGUCAAUUGGGCAAGCUAGGAGCGGCCGGCGGCAAGAUUGCACGAGAGGAGGAUAUUGGUCUUCUCAGUGCGAAGGUCAAGGAGAAGGUGUUCGGGCUUGGUGGUGUGGAGGAAGCUCCGGGCGGCAAUGAGGUGGAGAUGAAGAGCUAA